UUGAAUGUAUUAUCAAUGAUUUCUCAGUAACAGAAGAAAAACGAAGUUGAUCUUAUUUACGCCACAAAAUGUACUUACUUGCGAAGACAGUAAAUUUCAUGUCAGUAGAAUAAUCCGCAACAUUAUUGCCAAGACUUCGAAACGAACUCGAACUAUAUGAGUAGCUAUAUAGUGUUUUAUCUUGGUUAUUGAGAAUCAGUUGCAUUUUUAUACUAUCGUAUUACCGCGACAGGUAAAAAUAGUUAUUCUAAUUUGUAUUUCAAAAGAAAAAAUUUUCAGUAGUCAUAAAGAUAAUAUUGUGACACAAUUGUGACAAGAACGUCUGAGUUAAAUAAAAAUGAAGAAAAGACAUAUCGACGAUGUUCAAACACCGACAGUAGAAGAACAUUUUAAAUUACUAUUGGAGGAUAAUAACUUAAUCGAACCAAAUAUUGCGAACGUUACUCCCAAAGAUCUUCCAAGUUGGUAUAACGAAGAAUUAUUUAAAGAAGCUCAAAACUUUUAUAAGCGAAACCUCAUAUCAAUGGUAUUAAGUAGCUUUGCCGGACUUCUUGCAAUAAUAGUAGUCCCAGAAACGUUAAAGGUGCUGAAAUAUACACAAAAAAGUAGUAUACCUUGCCUGACUUUCAGCAGAUAUACUCAGACACUUUUACAUAUUUACAAGCUGUAUACGUGUGAUCCAAAUGACCCAAAUUCAGACAUGUAUAAGACAAUAAACGUAAUUCACCGAAAACACAAGUCGAGCAGUAAGAGAUCAGUGAAAGCUGGUGUUGGAGGGAUUUAUCAACGUGAUAUGGCAAUUACACAAUUCGCUUUUAUAGGAUAUAUGUUAAAUUCUCCGAGGUCUAUCGGCUUGAACAUUACACCUCAAGAAAAAGAAGCUUUUAAUCAUUUCUGGCGAGUGAUAGGUCAUAUGCUGGGAAUUCCCGAUCGACUAAAUCUAUGUCGCAAAACUGUAGCAGAAACUCGCAAAUUGUGUCUAAAGGUAAAUGGUAUUUUAAAGGAUCAUUUAAAUAAUGCUCCAUCCGAAUUCCAUCAUAUUGCAUUAGCUAUAUUAGAUGGAUUGUGGUAUGUUGACGUAACUUUAGAUAAACAUGCUUUUCUAAAAUUUACCUACGAACUGCAUGGUAUAGAAUAUAACCAACCGCUUGGAUGGUAUAGUCGAUUAAAUGCAAAAUACCGUGAUUUCAUGUUCUAUCUUUUCGUUAUACCUUAUGUCGGAGCAAUAGUAAAAACUUACUACAAGUACGUGUUUCUGUUUACAUUGUGGCUUGCGGAGAAAUGGCCCAUAUUAGCGUGGUUGUCAAUCGGAAGAAAUAAUUCUCAGAUCGUACUAUAUUAAAAAUACAAUCGUAUAUGUAUAAUCGUACUUAUUCUUCUUUUUCUUCCAACAUAAAUAGUUAUUUAUUUAUAUAAAUAGUGUAUUCAAUUAAUAACGAGAAAAUUAGCGAGCAAAAAAGUGAAAGAAGCAAUAACUUGACAUGCCCAAGUCGCAAUGAUUCAUCAAUAUUUUACACUUUACGGUAUAAAAAUUAUUUGUAGAUAUUAAUGAAAAAAUUUAUAUACAAAACUUACAAGAAAUAUAUUUAUAGGAAUACAAUCAAUGCGAUUUGGAUAAGUCAAGUUUUACACUAUAAUCCUGUUGAAUAUUUUAGUUAUUUUAGCUUAUAAAACUUAAAAUUGUAUAAAAAGACAACAGUAUUACUUUAGCUGCACGUAUUGUUGGCAUUAUC
This is a messenger RNA of Solenopsis invicta (red fire ant), 1733 nucleotides long. RefSeq lists its product as uncharacterized. The coding region runs from base 338 to 1342 and encodes 334 amino acids. Gene Ontology annotation, molecular function: oxidoreductase activity. The record is from RefSeq and is a predicted model, not a curated record. The transcript has 8 exons. Lineage: Eukaryota; Metazoa; Arthropoda; Insecta; Hymenoptera; Formicidae.